Messenger RNA from Anneissia japonica, 2255 nucleotides. RefSeq names its product cytochrome c oxidase assembly protein COX18, mitochondrial-like. Gene Ontology annotation, cellular component: mitochondrial inner membrane. Gene Ontology annotation, molecular function: membrane insertase activity. Bases 223 to 1386 code for a protein of 387 amino acids. The record is from RefSeq and is a predicted model, not a curated record. The transcript is spliced from 7 exons. Gene Ontology annotation, biological process: protein insertion into mitochondrial inner membrane from matrix; mitochondrial respiratory chain complex IV assembly. Lineage: Eukaryota; Metazoa; Echinodermata; Crinoidea; Comatulida; Comatulidae.
UCACGCGUUUUGCGUUCGCAGCAAAUACACGACCACAUUGGAACGCAACAAUAAAACAAAAAUGGCUGCGCUCUCGUGUGUACGGAGUUGUGUUACCUUUUUUUGAGUCUUAACUUUUUUCACCUUCUCAGUAACGUAAAUUUUGUAGGAUACGUGGAGAGAUGGUGAAUCACAUUGAUUGGCUCUUUAUUCAAUAAUAGUAUUGUUACAACAGACAAAACCAUGUCUAGAUUAACAAGUGCUCUGAACAUUCUUCACAAUUGUUCAAAGACUAACUUGCUGCAACACAAUUGCCAUUAUUUUUCUGGUUGUAUUAACGCUAGCAGACAUCCCAUUUGGAGUAGUUUUAAACUCGCAAAAUCAUCAUUUCAUAGUUUAACAUCCAGACAUGUGACAUCCGUGCAGAUGCCAAUUUUCAAUAAACAACAAAAGAAGCAUGUAAAACAAACAUUGCUCUGUGGUGAACUGUCGCAGAUUACACACCCUUCAAUCACUUUCACACGAGGAUUUAAAGUGGAGAUAUCCGACGCGGCAGUCAGCAAUAUAUAUAUUCCAACCCCAGUGGAAACUUGCUACGAACUGUUAGAAAACUUUCACGACAUGUACGGACUUCCAUGGUGGUUCACGAUCGUGGCUUCAACAUUUGCGCUAAGAUUUGCUGUGAUCAUGCCACUAGCGAUAAUGCAACAGAGAGUGAUGGCAAAGAUUGAGAAUGUACAAAUUGAAAUCAACACGUACGCCGAACAAUUAAAACAAAAGACGGCAGUAACUGCUAAAGAAAAUGGCUGGUCACAAAGGAAAAUGGCCAAUGUGUAUAGCAAUCAGAUUUCUAAAUUUGUGAGAAAUGUCCACAUGAGGGAGAACUGCAGACCGAUGAGAAUGACGUACGUUUCCAUUGCGCAGGCAUUCAUAUGGGUUACUAUGACAACAGCGAUUGGGCAGAUGACUGGAGUACAUCCUUACAUAUUUGGCACAGAAGUGGAUAUUGAUUUCCUACCAGCGUUGAUGACAGAGGGUGUAUUAUGGUUUAAGAAUCUAGUUCAGCCUGAUUUUAUUUUACCGUUUUUGUUAGGAGCAUCUAACAUUUCACUGGUAAUGUUAUGGUCUUUACGCCGUGGUCCCCUUUCAAGAACACAGCAUCGAUCACAAUUUUCACUUUUUGCUAUUUCUGCCGGCCUUGUACCAGCAGCAGUGACCAUGCCAACAGCCGUGACUUUGUACUGGACAGUUUCAAGUAUGUGUGGUCUUGCGCAAUUCUUCAUUCUUAGGAUCCCUUCAGUAAGGAGACUUCUUUAUAUUCCACUGUCAUCAAGUGAGAUGAAGAGACCUCUACAGGAAAUGUUACAGAUAUUCAAAAUCCGAUACCAAUCUAAGAAAUAUUUUUAAGAAUUAAUUCAGGUCUUAACGAGAGUGCAUGUAAAGAAAUCUUAAAUCAACAUUACAAUACUUCAACAUAUAGAUAUGGCAGUAUCUUCAUCAUUGACAAAUACUCAUGUGUUUUUGCGGGACUUAACUGAAGUCCUGUAGUUCGUCUAUAUUUAGAUGGAGCUGAACAAAAAAUUUGUCCGUCUACAGUAGACAGAGCUAUAAAAAAUGGAAAUCUAAAGAUGCUCCUUUUACGCUGUAUGGUAAAAGCAUAGCCUCCUUACGUUUUAGUUUUGAUAUGACAUGAAAAAAUAUUACAAUUCCACCUAAUAAUUUUUUUUUAAGGGGUGGGGGGAGAGAAUGAUGAUGUGCUAAACUGUAGUAAUCGUGGUGACAAACAAUUGAAGAACAUAGGCAAAAACAAUAGCCUCCCUGGAGCUUCACUCCUUUGGAAAGGCUUAUUAAACUCCUAAGAUGAAAAUUCAUGUACAUACAGUAUUUUCUUCAUUAACAGCAAUUUGUCGCUCUCUACAAUAAAGUUUUCUGACAAAGAAUCAAACUCGUAUACAUUUUCAGCAAUUUAUUUCUUUGACAUAGAAGUUAAAUUCUUUAUAAACAAAUUCAACUAGAGGUGAAAUUUAAAAGUAAUUACGUCAUUUUUUAAAAAUGAAAGUGCUAUAACACUUUAACUGACACCUAAGAAUAGUCAUUAGGAUCUGAAACAGUUUAUAUACUUAAUGUGUAAAAUACACUUUGCACACACGUGUUAAAUUUAAAGAUUUUGAACCAAACAAAAUCUUUCAUCAAGCUCAUUUUUAAUGUACUGUACAAGUAAAUUGUUAUAAGGAUAAUAGAGUGCUAACGCCCAUGCACUAAAUCCUGAAAAAAAA